Messenger RNA from Trichogramma pretiosum, 822 nucleotides. RefSeq names its product zinc finger Y-chromosomal protein 1-like. The coding region runs from base 1 to 822 and encodes 273 amino acids. Lineage: Eukaryota; Metazoa; Arthropoda; Insecta; Hymenoptera; Trichogrammatidae. Gene Ontology annotation, molecular function: RNA polymerase II cis-regulatory region sequence-specific DNA binding; DNA-binding transcription factor activity. The record is from RefSeq and is a predicted model, not a curated record. The transcript is spliced from 4 exons. Gene Ontology annotation, biological process: regulation of transcription by RNA polymerase II.
AUGGAGACUAGAAAGAAUAGGGUGAAAUUCGCACCAAACAAUAUGUGGCCAGAUGCAGGCAAAAAUUAUGUUUUUGAUUCAGUGGACUCCGGUAGAGCCAAAAACUUCAAAACGUUCCCGUUCUGUAAAUCAUCAGCAAAUCACAUGCGACAGGCCAUAGUGUUACUCGAAAAAUUAGAUGAAAGAUUAUUGAUACAUUACAAGAGCAAGUAUGUUAAACCCAGAUUGAAGUCUAUAUCCACAACCACCAGCAAAUCUGAACAUCGAAGAUAUCCAUCUACGAAGAAAACAGAUAACCAUAUUAAGACUAAUGAUUUGAUUGAUAAAGAGCUCAUUAUUUUGAUAAGGAAUCAAUUCAAUUAUGAUACAAAUUUUCAAUUUCAACUGAACCAGCAAUUAAAAAUUGCCCAAAAAAUAAACUCUAAAAGUUACAUAGAUAAAGUACAUAUUCAGAGUAAAACUUUCAAGUGUGAAAUUUGUCAAAAAUCAUUUAGACACGAUAAGGAUCUCAAAAGUCAUGUAAUGGCAGUACAUAUUUUUAGCAAUUUCUUUGAGUGUCAUUUAUGUCAAGAAUCGUUCAGACACAAAAAUAUUUUGCAAUAUCACAUAAGUGAAGUACAUAACCUUAGUCAACAUUUUAAAUGUGACAUUUGUCACAAAUCAUUUGGAUUCAGAGAUCUCAGAAAGCACAUAAUGGCAGAUGAUUUUAAAAUACAUAUAAUGACAGUACAUAUUUGUACCAAACCUUUUCUGUGCGACAUUUGUCACAUGUCAUUCGGAUACCAGGAGGAUCUCAAAAAGCACAUAACAGUACAUAUUUGA